AUGGAAUUUGAAAGAACGCCCUCACGUGACCUCGAAAAGGGUCCCACUCAAGCUAGUUACGAUGAGCUACAAUCCAACCAGGGCGAACAUCAUCAUCAAGGUAACGACCACCAGGGAAACCAGACCGAUCAUGACCACCACAGACCUCUGGUGUCACGACUCGUGCAUGCCGUUUCCGUGGACGGCCAAUACGUGCAUCUGGGCGACGCCACUUAUCGUCGCGAUGAGCUGGCCAACGCUUUUGCCGGAGAAUUGAACCCGGGAAUCCACCACCGUCGGCCUUCCAAUUUGGCCAAUCCAGUACCUUUGGGACUGGCGUCUUUCUCGUACUGCACGCUGGUGCUAUCGCUUCUGAACGCCCAGGUGCGUGGUGUCACCAACGCUAAAGUCGUAGUCAGCGCAUGUCUGUUUUUCGGCGGCUGCAUCGAGCUUUUCGCGGGUCUGCUGUGCUACCCAACCGGCAACACAUAUGCCAUGACCGUUUUUGGCUCCUUUGGCGGGUUCUGGAUCAGCUACGGAUGCAUUCUACUGGACCAGUUUGGCAUUGUUUCUUCAUACAAAGACGACCCGCAAAUGUUGGCAAAUGCAAUGGGAUUUUUCUUGGCCGGAUGGGCAGUUUUCACAUUCCUCAUGUUGCUGUGCACGCUGAAAAGUACAUGGGGAUUGUUUCUGCUGUUUUUCUUCCUAGAACUCACCUUUUUAAUGCUCACAAUAGGCACCUUUAUUGGUAAUGAAAACGUCAAUAAAGCCGGUGGCUAUUUCGGUAUCUUGAGCAGUUUGUGCGGGUUCUACUCACUCUACAGUGGUGUGGCUGACUCCUCCAACAGCUAUCUCCCAGUACGUGCCUACUACAUGCCCAAUGCUCCAACCGUUUGA
Molecule: messenger RNA, 876 nt
Organism: Lachancea lanzarotensis
Lineage: Eukaryota; Fungi; Ascomycota; Saccharomycetes; Saccharomycetales; Saccharomycetaceae
Gene: ATO3
Product: LALA0S01e07426g1_1
Exons: 1
Coding region: 1-876 (291 amino acids)
Cellular component (GO): plasma membrane
Molecular function (GO): acetate transmembrane transporter activity
Source: RefSeq, a predicted model, not a curated record